Messenger RNA from Erpetoichthys calabaricus (reedfish), 9071 nucleotides. RefSeq names its product F-box and leucine-rich repeat protein 3, like (gene fbxl3l). Gene Ontology annotation, biological process: regulation of cell cycle; SCF-dependent proteasomal ubiquitin-dependent protein catabolic process; G2/M transition of mitotic cell cycle. Gene Ontology annotation, molecular function: protein binding. Lineage: Eukaryota; Metazoa; Chordata; Cladistia; Polypteriformes; Polypteridae. Gene Ontology annotation, cellular component: nucleus; SCF ubiquitin ligase complex; cytosol. The record is from RefSeq and is a predicted model, not a curated record. Bases 378 to 1694 code for a protein of 438 amino acids. The transcript is spliced from 6 exons.
UUUUGCUGGCCGGUAUUCUUGGCUUUGCAGAACUGACGUUCGAGCGGGUGGAUUGGAGGCGUAGUUUUCAGUGGCAUACUGACCUACAUUCGAGUAGCCGUUUCAAUUCAGCUGUGACUGUUCGCCGUGGGUGUUUAGAAGAAAUGGGGGUGGUGUGAGCGACGAAGAAAUGUGAAGUAAUCGGUGUCAGAACCCGACACAUUCGCUGCGAUACAAUAUGUGAGUCAUUUUGCCCUUUUAAUAAACUGGUGCCUCCUUCAUGACUGUCCUAUCCUCAUUGCAGUAAGUGGGUCUUAAAUGGACGGACAGAUGCAUUUUCUGAAAUAAUCCAUUUACAAUUUAGGUAUUUGACAUUGCACUAUUCUUUACUGCUUAAAAUGAAACGGAACAGACUAUUUAUUAAGCCCCAGAUGCAAGAACUUGCUUCCUCAGAGAGAGGAAACAAAAAAUUGAAGUCGGUGUCUCCAUCUUUUUGCCAGAGUGUUGUCCACAAGCAGGACAUGAAUGAAGACUGGGGCAGUCUGCCUCACCAUGUAGUUCUACAGAUCUUCCAGUAUCUGUCUCUGGUAGAUCGUGCACGUGCAUCCUCUGUAUGUAGAAGAUGGAAUGAAGUCUUUCAUAUUCCAGACCUCUGGAGAAAAUUUGAAUUUGAGCUCAAUCAGCCUGCCACUUCUUAUCUCAAAUGCACCCAUCCUGACCUCAUCCAGCAGAUUAUAAAGAAACAUGCUCAGCAUCUGCAGUAUGUAAGCUUCAAGGUGGAUAGCUGUACAGAAUCUGCAGAGGCAGCCUGUGAUAUUCUGUCGCAGCUAGUGAACUGUACCAUUAAAACUCUGGGCCUGAUUUCCACGGCACGCCCCAGUUUCAUGAACGUACAACAGUCACAUUUUGUAUCUGCUCUCACUGUGGUGUUUGUCAACUCAAAGUCACUCUCUUCAAUUAAGAUUGAUGACACACCAGUUGAUGAUCCUUCCCUGAAAGUGCUUGUUGCAAAUAAUAGUGACACACUUAAACUUUUAAAGAUGAGCAGUUGUCCCCAUGUAUCCCCAGCAGGAAUUCUCUGUGUGGCUGAUCAGUGUCAUGGGUUGCGGGAACUGGCUCUGAAUUACCACCUUCUGAGUGAUGAGCUCCUCUUAGCCCUGUCCAGUGAGAAGCAUGUUCACUUGGAGCAUUUGAGAAUUGAUGUUGUAAGUGAGAAUCCAGGCCAGACACAAUUUCACAUCAUCAAGAAGAGCAGCUGGGAUGCCCUAGUUCACCAUUCUCCAAAAGUCAACAUUGUUAUGUAUUUUUUCUUGUAUGAGGAGGAAUUUGACCCAUUCUUUCGUGAAGAAACACCUGUAACCCACCUUUACUUUGGACGGGCUGUUAGCAAAGAGAUGCUUGGUCGUAUUGGACUCAACUGUCCAAGGCUGAUUGAACUAGUAGUAUGUGCCAAUGGCCUUCAGCCUUUGGAUGAAGAGCUUAUCCGAAUUGCAGAUAGGUGUAAGAAUUUAACAGCCAUUGGCCUGGGUGAAUGUGAGGUUACCUGCAGUGCUUUUGUAGAGUUUGUGAAGAUGUGUGGUGGAAGGCUAACUCAGCUUUCUAUAAUGGAAGAGGUGCUGAUUCCAGAUAACAAGUACAAUGUUGAGCAAAUUCAUUAUGAGGUCUCUAAACACCUUGGACGGAUGUGGUUCCCUGACAUGAUGCCCACAUGGUAAAUGUGUUGUUUAUACGUUAGACACAUUUGAAGCUUAUAACUUUAGCAACGAGGAAAAAUGAGAAAAAGAACGCUUUCAGUGUUUAGGUUUCUUUAUCAUAAAGAGAAAGACAUGCUUGCUUCCACAUUCUUUUUCCAUGUAAAUGCAAUAGGAUUUAAGAGCUACAGAAAUAUUUGAAAGCUUGGGUGAAGCAAACAGCAAAUAUUAAGGGAUAAAGAUCAGCUCUAUCUGAAGAAUCAGACUUUUGAAGAAUGUCUUUUUGCAAGGUAACAAAUCUACACUUGUGCAAAAAAAAAAAAGACUUCUUGUAAAGGUUUUGAUAGCGUUCCCUUGCUUUGCCUGUUGAAGUACUUUUGUCCAGUAAAGGUUACGUUGGGCUUUUCUGUUUGUUCGGUAUUGGGUAAACAUUUACCUAAAAUUGAUAUUUGACAUUGUCAUUGUAUACUAAUUUCAAUACAUUUAAGUAUAAGCAAAAAAAUGUUGUAGUUCAUUUUAACCAAUUAGAUGUGGUAAAUUCAGACUUUUUUGUUGUCUUCUGAAAGUCUGAAAUGUGAUUCCUUUUUAAGGAACACCUUAAAGGCCAAAAGAUGUAUUUAUUGUGACAGAGGCACAGCAGUAGCAUAAAUCUCUCUUAAAACUGAAAUAAUGCAAAUGAGUGGUGUAAAAGAUUUUAUUUUAUUCAUAUACUGUAUAAUUCUCACACACACACACACACACCAUAUAAUAAUAAACCAUGUAAAUUAUUUUUAGAACAGCAAUUGGUUUGCAAGUUUUUGGUCAUGUUCUUAAUUAUAUUAAGGCAGUAGACAGUGUUGAUGCAUUCUUAACUUCUGGUUUGACAUGGAGCUCAAAAUAUUAAGCAAAAUGGAGCAAUUUUUGAAGGUUAAUCUCCUUUGUUCUCAAGCCUAAGUUGAAUCGGUUUCAUAAAGGUGAUCAAUACAAUGAACCCAUGGUAGAAUUUAUCUUCAUAUACAACUAGACAAAAACACUUGGGCAAGUAUGGUAAGAAUUUUUUUAUAAUCUUAGAUUUCAAGCCAUCCAGUAGAGCCAUGUUUUUUUCUAUAUUUGAUGAUAAUCCAGUUACUUACUCCAGCAGUGAUUUUUAAAUUGUAUUUGCAGUAUGUUUUUGUUCCAGAAAGUUGCGAUAGGUUUAAGGAAAAACUGUAAUUAUUGAAAUGAGUGUUAAAUAAGUGUUUUCAGUCAUGGAGCAAGUUUAAUGCACAAUUUUUUCAUGUGGCAAUUUUUGAAGCCAGUGACCAUUUUUUGCACUUUAGAACCCAUUUUCAAAGGUUUUGAUUUCAUGCAGAGUAUUUAACCAUUUUGAUUAAAGUUUCAGAAUGCUCAGAUUAUACAGUGGAUUCAGAAAUUAUUCAUACACCUUCACUUUAUGUACACUUUGUGUUGUAGAUUUCAUUUUAAAUUGAUAAAUUUUCAAUAUUUUCCCAACAGUCUAUUCUAAGUAACCCAUAAUGAUAAAGUCAAAAUAUGUUUUAGGAAAGGUCUGUAAAUUUAUUAAAAAUCAAUAACUGAAAUCUCUCAUUUAUACGAGUAUUCAGACCCUUAGCUGUGGCACUCCAAAUUGUACUCCGUUGCAUCCUGAUUGCUUUAAUAAUCCUUGCUGUGUCUAGAACUUGACUGAGGUUCUGCUGUGACAAACUGAAUUAACUGGAAAUCAUUUAGAUUGCAUGUCCGGAGAAAAAAACAAACUUUGAAGUCCAAGGAGCUCUCCAUAGACCUUAUUGAUUGGGGUAUAAAAAAAUUUUUAAAAUGUUGAAUCUUCCAGAAGUACAGUGGCCUGAGUAAAUCUGAAAUGGAAAAUUUGGAACCACCAGGAUUCUUCCUAGAGUUGGUGGUCCAGCCAAACUUAGUAACCAGGGCAGUGGGGCCUUGAUCAGAGGGGUGAAAAACAACCAAAUGGUCACUCUGACAGAGCUUCAGAAGUCCUGUGUUGUGCUGGAAGAACCUUUUUGGAAAGGAUUACCAUCUCAGUAGCAGACUCUCCAGUGAGUUGCCUAUGAUAGCUGCAAAGCGUGUACAGAAUUAAGGGUAUGAAUACUUAUAUGUAUGAGUGAUUUCAGCUUUUGAUUUUUUAAUAAAUUUGCAAACCUUUCAGAAAACAGUAAUUAUGGAUUAUUGAGUGUAGAUUGGAGGGCAAAAAAGUCAAUGUCAAAUGUAUCCAUUUUAAAUUAAAUAUACAGCCGAAUAAACUGUGCAGAAAAUGAAUGGAUCUGAAUACUGUCAGAAUCCACUGUAUGUAGACUAAAUGGAUUAUUUUGUUAAAGCAUUUGUUUAACAUUUCAAAACUUUGUAAUGCAAAGAUGAAGAUUUUGACAUUAAUAUAAAGCCUACCAUUUUUUAAAUGACUAAUGUGACAUUUUCCUGUAUAUGUUGUUAAUGUUCUUAAAAUUGCUCAAAAUUUGUCUGAAAAGCAUUAAAACUGCAUGGAUGAAGGGAAGCAGAAUGAAGAGAAGAACCAUCAUGGAAAUUUGGUGCAUUUUGUCUACCCUUAAGAAAAAAGUUAACAACAUUAAAGUGUGCAGGAAAGAUAAUUGGAGAAAAAUUGUCCUCCUGUAGCUUGCUAAAAGGGUGUGAAGCAAAAAUUUCUCAUGAAGACACUUUCUGGAAACUGAGUGGACCUGGAGAUGGUGCUUGUCAGAACAUCACAGCCAGCCAUGAUGUGUUUUGUUUAAAACUGAAAGUUGCACAGGUUCUCUUGUUGAACAUUAGAGAAAUCUCCAAAUAGUGUGGUUGAAGUACUGUGUAUGAUGAAGAAGCAACAUUGGAGAUCGGAGAUUAGUUCAAAACAGCAGAUCACAUACCUCAAAUUCUAGGAUUAUUUAAAGAAUACAUAUAUCCAUACUGCCACACAUGGACUGAUGGCAAGAUUUUGUAAGUGGUGAAAGAUUUUGUGAUGCUGAUAACAUAAAAGACAAUGCUGUAAUAACACAAGUUUUCUGAUGAAGAAGGUAAUUUUUUUUUUUUUUUUUAAACAGCAUAUAUUUCUAAUAUCCACACAGAUUGUAACCUUUCCACAUAUAAUGGAAUUUAAUAAAGGUUUUAUAGUUUAAUAUUAAAAGAAAAUCCAACUAUUUCGAGGAUACGAGUUAUACUCUGGAAAUCUUCAUGGAACAAUGGGCAAAAUAUUAAUUACACUAUUGAUAGUAGUGUGUUGCAUGAUUUUUCUUAAGAUUUUUUUUUAAAGAAAUUUAACUCAUUACAGAAAAUAACUGUGUGGAUAAUGUAACUUUAUGCCAUAAUUGCAUGUGUAGAAAUUCUUAAUCAUGGGGGUCUUAUUAUUUAAAAAGUCAACAUUCUGUAUGUUGUGAAAAAGUAACUGUUUCGUUACUUCUUCUGUCAUCUCAGUUAAUGCAACUGAAAUUACAGUGUAACACACCAUUUUAUAAAUGAUUUUUGAUCAUAAAGAACUUGAUAAAAUGCCAUACCCAGAACAAAAGAAAUUUGUGAGAUCCUUUGGGGAAAGAAAAUUCUCUUAUCUGUUUGAGAAGAAUUACUUACUAGUCUUUAAACAAUAUGAACUCCAUUAUUUCACAGUAAGAAAGGAAAUAUGUAAGGGGAAAAAAAUUCUGACUUGUUUUUAGUUUACCCGGAAGUGGUCAUUGUACCAAGUUACUGUAUGUCAACAGCAUGAUAUAUAAGCCUACUAGGCAGUAAAUGGCCUGCUUUGCUAUGGUAAGAAAUAGUUUAUCGGUCAUCAUUUAGUGGACAAUAUUUAUAAUAGUGCCUUUCUUGUUGGGUAAUGAUUUUGAACUAUUUUAUUCCUAAGGGAUUUGAGAGACCAAUCGACUUAUUACAAGAAACAUUUGUGUUAAGUGAUUGCUGCUAAAGGGUGUGCCUUAGGUUAAGGGUACAUUUUUCCCUCAUAAACAUAUUGAAUGUUGGCCUGUUAUACAGUAUUUAUAAAUAAUAAAAGAAAAAUCUGGAUUAAAUCAAUAUCAUUUAUUUGCCCCAUUCCUGAUGAUUUGUAUGUGUACAAAUUUGGUUCCAAAUAGUAUCUUUUUCAACAAUACAUGUCUGGAUAUAUUUUAUAUCUUUCAAUAAUGAGGUUGCUUCAUUUGCUGAGUAAAAGUAUGCUGCUUUAUUUCUGCAUGCUUUUUAUCCAGUUAACAAUUAACAAAUAUUGGAGUAAUUGACAUAUCUUACAUAGAGAACCUAAUCUAAAGAUACAGUAUUUGCAUUUUUAUGUGAUCAUGAUCAAGUAUGUUCUCCAUAAAUAAACUAUAAGGAAGGAAGUAAUCAUUUGCAAAUAACACAUCGUGAUUAAGUAGAUGUUUCAUUAAAAAAGUAAGAAAUGUAAGCAAACAUAAGGAUUUUAACAAUUGAUUAAAAAAGAGACUGAGAUUAUAAAUUCUUUCAUGCUUCUGAGAGCUACUAUCCUGCAGAAUAGGUGAGCACAACCUUGUUUCAAUAGUGCUAUUGAAGGCUGCAGGUUUCCAUGAAAACUUACUUUCUCAGAGGUUAGUUUGUGUUAUUAAUAAGAGUAUGGCAUUUAAUAAGGAGGCCAUGUCAAAAAUUGCCAUUGUUCCAAACAAGAUUAGUACAUCUCAAUCCUCUAUUUUUUUUUUCUCUUCUUUGUUCUCCUUUCCAAUAAAACUGCUCCAUCAUGUUGUAAACUCACAGAUGCAAAUUGCAGCAAGCCAGCUGCUUCUUUUUUGCCCACUUUUUAUGCAUUGUUACUAAUAAUCUGUUAGUUUAAGGGAAAGGAAAAAUUAAGAUGUCAAAAUCAUAGUUAAACAAGUGAUCUAAAAAGCGACAAUGGAUGACUUCAGUAGAAGGUGUUACAAUAGUAAGCAUUAUUUAAAAAAAAAUAUUAACUAAUUGCCAACUUUGGCAUAAUCAUAUUUGUUUUUUUUGUUUUGUUUUUUAUUUUUAAUACGUCUUUGUUUGGCCUUUUUGUUUAUCACCAGAGUUUUCAUUUUUCUUAUGAGUUUUCUUAAGUCAGUGUUAUAUUAAGCAACUUCUAGUUGUAAGAUAUGUCAAAUUUGCUGACUGCAGUUUCUGGUCUUGGCACUGGACCAUGUCAUUUUACAGUACUGAAAAUUGCCGCCAAUGUCAAAUUUAACAACUGAACAGCAACUUUGUAGUACACCUUUUUCUGACAGCCAGUAGCGUAUCGCCCAAUGGAGCCAGUGCUGUACAAAGGAUUAACCAGUACGGCGAGAUAGGAUGCAAUCUUGGCCCUUUUUUUCUUUUUCUGAUCUAUUUCAGCAUUUAAAACAUGAGACAAAAGAAAGACUAACAUUUUUCUGUUCGUGAGAUCCAAAACACCCUUGUUCCUUAUUCCUCAUUUAUUGCUACAUUUUUAUUACACUUCCAGAUGAGCAUUCAUUAGCUGUCAUGAACACAGAGCCUGCCAGUAUGGUUAAAUAUAAAACCACACCUGUUUGAUUUUGUCUGGGUGAGUCAUGGACUAUUUGGAAUGAGAUUCUAGAUAUGUCCCACUAGACUGAAGUGUUAUGAUUAUGCAAAUGAAGGCUAACUGUAAAUUACUGGAAAAGUCCUCUAAUGUGACAUGACCUUCAGUAAAUUAUUGGUUCUAUCUGCUUUUGUUUUAUAUUAAUACAUCUGAGUUUCUCUCUUUGUCAGGGGUGCUGUUCAUUUCUGUUGUUCAUGGUCUGGUUCCCUUUUGUUGCUAUUCAUAACUUUUCUGUAAAUGCAUUCAUUGAUAAAUCAGAGUUUCAAACAGUUAAUGUCUUACAUAAUUACUGUUUUGUCUGCUCAUUUGGGUCAAACAAACAGGUGAUAGUAGUCACACUGUUGGAAGACAUGUACAUUACCUUGGGUGGUCUGCAUUACUCUCAGUAGUAGACUAUCUUUCUUCUUUGCCAGAUUUUCAGACCCGAUUAUUAAGUGCCCACUCUUACCACCACUCUUGAUCCCCAAGUCAUAAUGAGAAGAUCAGUUUAUAUAAUUACUUUGUAUACACUACAUUUUGUAAGAUGUUGUGGCCCAUUAGAUGACAGUGAGUGAAAAAUUAAUAAUUAGGCAUAAAGCAGUUAUUUGGCACUAAAACUCUAAAUAUCCUAUAGGUGAAGAAAGAGUUUAAAUGAAAUGCACAAUGAAAAGAGAAACAAGGGUUUCAUUGUAAUGUUAUCAAAAUAGCAUCUAUUCUAGCAGCCAAAAUAUGAAUGCUACUAAGGAUUUAUUCCAUUUCAUAAAAAAAUUACUUGUUACUAGAUGAUCAGAGACAUAAUUUGUCCAUUAACUUUUCAGAUUUAGUCAUUCUCACUUAAAUUAAAUUUACUAUUGAUUCAUUUGUAUAAUUAAGCUUCAUUUAACAAAUUGGUGUAAAUUCAUUGCUCAUUUUCCUUAAACGUACUUUUUAUGUGUGAAUAAUAGCACUUGUCUAAAUUGUUGCUGUUAAUUGUUUUACUUUAAUAUCUAUAAAAAUAAUUUUUAUUUUUUAUAAAGAAGACUGAUCAACUUGUAAGCUGUUGUGUGGUGUCUUACACUAAUUCACUUUAGUUGUGAACGCUUUAACACACUACAUCUUAUAGAAGAAAUACUAUCCUCCAUGUGUUUCAGAGUUGAUAAAAUUACAUUUCUCUGUUUAAAGGGAAGAGGAAAAUGUAAUGCCAAAAUGUCUAAUAUUUAGGUAAUUCAGAAAACGGCACCAAAUUCUUUUUUUGUGCAAGUUAAGAUACUCUGUUAUAAAUUGUAACUUAAGAUAUUGGUGUAUUAUGCAAAAUCUUGGAGAACCACUUCAUUAAGCACUUUAAAAAUGUUUCUGACAUGUUCUAAGUCAUGUUUUGUUUAUAGUUUGAGUAUUUUUUUGUUUUUUAAUGGAACAAUUCAGUUAAAGAGGACUGGAAUGAAGGGUUUUGAUGAUUUUUUAAAAUUUUAUUUAUAUAAAUGGAUGAAAAUGUGAGAUUCCACAGAUUCAGAAUUUUCUUUUGGUUAAACUUAACUAUAAAAAUAGGAGGAGUAGUGCCAGGAGGCAUGUAUUCCCAAUAAUACCAAAGUCAUGUUUUGUUAUGUUCUUUGAGUGAUAUAAUUUGUAGAUCAAAUAUAAUGAUCAUACACCAUAAGACUUGCACCAGUUUGCCCUUAUUCUGUACUUAAAGAAUCAAACAUAUUUCCUAUUAAAUAAACAAAACUUUGAUAGGAUUAACAAUGCAGUUCAUCAUUUUUCAUGUUCUUUGUUUCCUCUGUACACAUUUCUUUGCUAAGGUUUUAAGCCUGAGGUAAUUAACAUGAACUUUGACCCAUUGGUGUUUGUAGUGGAAGGUGUGAAUUUUGAGUCCAUAAUCUAAUUGCACUAAUGAUUUUCAAAAUAUAUAAAAUGUUUUUGCAUGAGGCUAUUUAUUUCCUCCUUCUAGAGAACUUCAUAAACCUAUGAUAAAAUUAUUCUGUAUACUA